AUGCGGCUCGCAAACGAGAGCAUCUCUCUCCUUGAUCUGGGGAUCGAAGAUACCCGGAUUAGACAAGACAUCGGCGAGGGUAUCCUCGUCGAAAUCCCGAGAUCCGAGGGCGCUGCCAAGGCGCACGCCCUGGCCGACGCUUUAACUCUUGUCUUGCAGGGGAGAGCGGUCGUGUCCAGACCUGUCCGCAAGGGAGAAAUUAGGGUGGUCGGCCUCGACGUGUCAGUUACGUUGGCCGACGUAGAGGAAAAGAUCUCCUCAGGCGAAUUCGGAACCUGCAAAAGAUCGGAUGUGACGGUGGGACCUAUCACACAAGGCCGCGACCGUCUUGGGGUAACCUGGGUCCGGUGCCCCUUUGAGGUGGCCGCUAAGUUAGCGGAUCUUGGCCGACUCCGCAUUGGAUGGAACAGCGCGCGUGUGACACUCCUGCCGGGCCGAAAGCUCCAAUGUUUCAAGUGUUUGGAGUUCGGCCACAUCCGGCAGGUGUGUCGCAAUGGAGUAGAUCGCAGCGGUACUUGCAGCCCAGGACCUGGCUCUCCAGGUUCUGCGGGAAGAAAGGGCGGCGGUGUUGGCUCUCGCUGA
Molecule: messenger RNA, 582 nt
Organism: Pseudomyrmex gracilis
Lineage: Eukaryota; Metazoa; Arthropoda; Insecta; Hymenoptera; Formicidae
Exons: 1
Coding region: 1-582 (193 amino acids)
Source: RefSeq, a predicted model, not a curated record